AUGAUGGUCACCAUACCGUUUGGUCAGUCUAACGUCUUCAUUGAGAGGACUGUUUCCUAUGUGAAGAUCACAGCCAAGCUGGGGUUAGUCAUCAUGUGGAAUGAAGAUGACUCCCUCUGGGUGGAGCUGGACUCAAAGUUCCAGAAUCAUACAUGUGGGCUGUGUGGAGACUUCAACAGAGUCCAGAACGAGUUCAAUAGGAAUGAUGAUUAUCUGAAGAUAAUCGACUAUGCUGAUAUUUGGAAGAUGAAUGGCCCAACAGAAACCUGUACAGAAAUCCCUGUUCACACUGAGCAGUGUGAAGACCAGACCAAACUUUGUAAACAGCUUCUCACCAAUCCUGCCUUCAGUAGCUGUAAGGACCUGAUUGCCACAGACUCCUUCAUCAAGGCCUGUGCAGAAGACAUGUGUCACUGUGGCAACAGCAGCAGCAGUGUCACCUGCGCCUGUCCCACCAUGUCAGAGUACUCCCGCCAGUGUGCUCACGCAGGGGGGAAACCCCAGGAGUGGAAGACCGACCAGUUCUGCUUGGAGACGUGUCCUUUAAGCAUGCAGUACCAGGAGUGUGGUAGUCCCUGCACUGAUACCUGCUCCAACCCAAAGAGGAACCAGCAUUGUGAGGAACACUGCACCGACGGAUGCUUCUGCCCUGCUGGAACCGUGUUUGAUGACAUCACUCAGACUGGCUGUAUAGCUGUGAACCAGUGCUCUUGUCUCCACAACGGACAAUCUUACCAGCCUGGACAAUCAUUCUCAAGAACAUGCCACAAAUGUACCUGUAUCCAAGGCCAGUGGAGUUGUAUGGAUCUAGAUUGCCCUGCUACCUGCUCCAUAGUGGGAGGUUCCCACAUCACCACUUACGAUGGGAAAGCCUACACUUUCCAUGGCGACUGCUCAUAUGUCCUGUCCAAGGUAGGGAAGACUGCUUUCACAGUCCUGGGUGACAUAGUGAAAUGUGGGAAGACGGACAUUGAGACCUGCCUAAGAUCUGUAACCCUGGUGACUCCAGAGUCCAAGAUGAUCGUCAUCGAUGCCAGUGGAAGGGUCUUUGUCAACAAGAUGUUUUCUCAGAUGCCACUUUUCAUGGCUGAUGUAAGCAUCUUUCAGCCCUCUACGUUCUACAUCGUUGUGCAUACCUCUUAUGGGCUCCGUCUAGAGGUCCAGCUAACACCUAUAAUGCAGGUCUACAUCGUAGCUAGCAGUUCACACAAAGAAAAAACCCAGGGUCUUUGCGGAGACUUUAACAGCGUCCGCACUGACGACUUCAGAACCAUCAAUGGACUGGUGGAAGGAACCGCUGUGACAUUCGCCAACACUUGGAAGACCAAAGCAAGCUGUCCUGAUGUGGCACAGAGCUUUGAGAUCCCAUGCAGUCUGAGUGUGGAGAACGAGAGAUAUGCCAAGCACUGGUGCUCAAUGCUGUCAGAUAGUGAAGGAAUAUUUUCCCAAUGCCACACUGAGAUCAACCCAAAUUACUACAAGGAAAUCUGCGUAUUUGACAGUUGUAACUGUGAGAGGAGUGAGGAGUGCAUGUGUGCUGCGGUCUCCUCCUACGUCCAUGCAUGUGCUGCUGCAGGCGUCCUGCUCAGUGGAUGGAGAAACACCACCUGUGGGAAGUACUCCUCCAGCUGCCCUGACACGAUGGUCUAUGACUACACCAUGACCAGCUGUGACCGCACCUGUCGUUCACUGAGCCAGACAGACUUCACCUGCCAGUUAGACCAUGUGUCUGUGGACGGCUGUGGCUGUGCCGAGGGAACCUACCUGAAUGACCAGGGAGAGUGUGUCCCUGCCUCACGCUGCUCCUGCUACAAUAAGGGCACAGUAGUACCCCCUGGAGAGGUCACCAGGAUCUAUGGGGCUACAUGCUCUUGCAGACAAGGGAAAUUAAGCUGUACUGGAGAACCACAACAUUUAUCCUGUGAAGAACCAAUGGGUUUCUUCAACUGUUCUAGUGCAGGGCCCGGAGCCAAGGGCUCAGAGUGCCAGAAGAGCUGUCAAACACUAGACAGUCACUGUAUCAGUGCAGAGUGUGUGUCAGGCUGUGUAUGUCCUGAUGGUCUGCUGUCUGAUGGAAACGGAGGAUGCAUCAAGGAAGACCUAUGUCCCUGUUCUCACAAUGGAGUCUAUUACCAACCUGGACAUGUGCUCAAAGCAGACUGCAAUACCUGCACUUGCGAAGGCAGAAAAUGGCAGUGUACCAAUAAGCAGUGUGAUGGGAUGUGUGCCAUAUAUGGAGAUGGGCAUUUCAUCACUUUUGAUGAGGAAAGGUUUACUUUCAAUGGAGAUUGUGAAUACAUUCUUACUCAGGACUACUGCAGCAACAAUCCAAAAGGUACCUUUAGAGUGAUCACAGAGAACAUUCCCUGUGGAACCACCGGCACCACCUGUUCCAAGGCCAUCAAGCUCUUCUUGGGGAACAAUGAGAUCAUACUAGCAGAUGAAUCUGUAAAAGUGAUCAAACAAGAGAACGGGGUGGACGUACCAUACCAGGUCCACUCUAUCGGUCUCUAUGUUGUUGUUGAGGCUGAAAAUGGCCUGAUCCUCAUGUGGGACAAGAAGAAUAGCCUGUUCAUCAAACUCAGCUCUACCUUCCAGGGCCAAGUGUGUGGUCUGUGUGGUAACUACGACGGUAAUGGAAAGAACGACUUCACGUCCAGAAACCAGGAAGUGGUUGUUGAAGCUCUGGAGUUUGGGAACAGCUGGAAAGUGUCACCCAGUUGCCCCAACGCUGAUGUCAUAAAAAACCCAUGCACUUCAAGAUCAUACAGGCAGUCCUGGUCUCUGAAACGCUGCAGCAUCAUCACCAGUAACGUUUUCUCAGCCUGCCACUCACAGGUGGACCCCACGCCAUUCCAUGAUGCCUGUGUGAGGGACUCGUGUGCCUGUGACACUGGGGGAGACUGCGAGUGUUUCUGUACAGCUGUAGCAGCCUACGCCCAGGCCUGUAACGAGGCAGGGGCUUGUAUCAAGUGGAGAACACCAGAUAUCUGCCCUCUGUUCUGUGAUUUCUACAACCCUAUUGGUGAGUGUGAGUGGCAUUAUAAUCCGUGUGGAUACCCCUGUAUGAAGACCUGCAAGAAUCCCUCAGGAACAUGCUCCAGUCAGAUCCCUGCACUGGAAGGUUGCUAUCCAAAAUGUCCUUCGGCCCAGCCUUAUUUGGAAGAAAGUACCAUGAAGUGUGUCAGUAAGAAGGACUGUGGUUGCUACGAUGGAGAUGGAACUCAUUACAACGAUGGAGAGGUUAUACCUUCCAAGGAGAACUGUCAGACAUGUCGUUGCUCAUCAACUGAGGUCAGAUGCAGCUAUGAUGUCCAAGCUUGUUAUUGUUUCUACAACGGCAGAACAUACCCGUAUGGAGCGACCAUAUAUCACACAUCUGACGGUGACGGGACCUGUAUUACUGCCACCUGCAAAGAGAAUGGAACUAUUGUCCGGAUUAUGAACCCCUGUCCCAGCACCCCAACUCCAACAACUACACCAAGUGUUACAACAACACAGAUUUACACUCAAGCACCAACCACAACAGUAUUUGUUUUCUCAUCUCCUACCACAACCACAACCCAUACCCCUACCCCCACAACAACCCCGACUUCACCAACACCCACUUCACCCACUACUACUCCACACUGCCUGACCAAGACUGUCUGUGAAUGGUCAGACUGGAUUAGCAAAUACUAUCCCUCUGUUGGACCAGAAGGAGGAGAUUAUGAAACCAUAGAAAAUAUAAGGAAAUCUGGUAUGGAUAUUUGUAGCAAACCUAAGGAUGUAGAAUGCAGAGCCAAAGACAACAUCCAUGUUCCUUUGUCCGAACUAGGUCAAAAUGUUGAAUGCAAUCCCUCAGUUGGACUGAUAUGCCGCAACAAGGAUCAAGGCAUCCUACCAAUAUGCUACAACUACGAGAUCAGAGUCAGAUGUUGUGUUGAUGUUGUUGAUGUUUGUAGCAAUGGGACAACUACCACCUCAGUUAGGCCCACAACAACCAUUACAACAACAACUGCUACCACUACCCCAACAUCAAAACCAACAACUACCCCAACAACUACCACAACUACCCAAACAACUACCACAACUACCCCAACAACAAAACCUUCCACUACCCCAACAACUACCCCUACCUCUACCCCAACCACAAUCCCUACCACUGCCCUCACAACAACCCCUAUUUCACCAACAACCACUUCACCCACUACUACUCCACACUGCCUGACCAAGAUUGUCUGUGAAUGGUCAGACUGGAUUGACAAUCACUAUCCUACUCAAGAAACAGGAGGAGAUUAUGAAACCAUAGAAAAUAUAAAGAAAUAUAGAAAUGAUAUUUGUAGCCAACCUAAGGAUGUAGAAUGCAGAGCCAAAGACAACAUCUAUGUUCCUUUGGCCGAACUAGGUCAAAAUGUUGAAUGCAAUCCCUCAGUUGGACUGAUAUGCCACAACAAGGAUCAAGGCAUCCCACCAAUAUGCUACAACUACGAGAUCAGAGUCAGAUGUUGUGUUGAUGUUGUUGAUGUUUGUAGCAAUGGGACAACUACCACCUCAGUUAGGCCCACAACAACCAUUACAACAACAACUGCCACCACUACCCCAACAUCAAAACCAACAACUACCCCAACAACUACCACAACUACCCCAACUACCCCAACAACAAAACCUUCCACUACCCCAACAACUACCCCAACAACUACCACAACUACCCCAACAACAAAACCUUCCACUACCCCAACAACUACCCCAACUACCCCAACAUCUAAACCUACCCUACCCCAACAACAACUCAUACCACUACCCCAACAACUACUACAACUACUUCAACAACUAAACCUACAACUACCCCAACAACAACUCCUACCACUACCCCAACAACAACUCAUACCACUACCCCAACAACUACUACAACUACUUCAACAACUAAACCAACCACUACCCCUCUCCCCAACACUAAACAACAACAAAACCCACUACCACAACUACCAACCUACCACUACACCAACCAACUUCAACAACCUAAAACUUACACAACCCCAACAUCAAAACCACAACCCCAAAAACAUCAAAACCUACAACCCAACAACAGCUACCAACAUCAAAACCUACCACUACCCCAACAUCUACUACAACUACUUCAACAACUAA
This is a messenger RNA of Oncorhynchus nerka (sockeye salmon), 5130 nucleotides long. Its product is annotated as mucin-5AC-like. Gene Ontology annotation, cellular component: extracellular matrix. NCBI's taxonomy places the organism in Eukaryota, Metazoa, Chordata, Actinopteri, Salmoniformes, Salmonidae. The coding region runs from base 1 to 5130 and encodes 1709 amino acids. Gene Ontology annotation, molecular function: protein binding. The record is from RefSeq and is a predicted model, not a curated record. The transcript has 29 exons.